Messenger RNA from Adineta steineri, 591 nucleotides. Lineage: Eukaryota; Metazoa; Rotifera; Eurotatoria; Adinetida; Adinetidae. The record is from the annotation of a GenBank genome assembly.
AUGACUGUUGUUACAAAUGAAAAAAAAUUCGAUCGCUUUUGGACUGUUACUGCUGGAUCGCUCAGUUUACUUGCAUUAGUUUUUACUAUUAUUGCAUUACGUACAUCUUCUUGGACAAUUAAUGAAUAUUCUUCAGAUGGUGAAGUUCAAUGGCAUGGUUUAUUUUAUACAUGUAAUCGUAUGAAAUGCACAUUACAAUAUGAUAAUAAUUUUUGGGUUAUAUUUCUAACAAUACUUAGUGCAUUAUUAUUACUUCUUGCAACAAUAAUGAUAUUUCUAAUGGGUGUUCAUAGUUUUCCUCGGCGACAUUUUUACAUCACACCAUUAAUUGAAUUUUUUGGUGUAUUGUUAUUAUUGGUUUCGCUUGUUCUCUACGCACGUCAAUCGUUAAUAAAUGGUAUUAGUGCACGUUUAAUAAUUACAGCAAUUGUUUUAGGUUAUACAAGUCUUGCAAUUGUUGUAUUUGUUGCUGGAAGAUAUUCAAUUUUUUAUAAAAAAAAUCCAGCAGACUUUCAUUAUUCAAAGACGGAAAAGAAUGAAGCGGUUAAAAGAGUUGAAGAAGAACAAGCAAUGGAACGUGGAGAAAAUUAA